This is a messenger RNA of Anneissia japonica, 1252 nucleotides long. Its product is annotated as protein ATP6V1FNB-like. Bases 131 to 685 code for a protein of 184 amino acids. The transcript has a single exon. The record is from RefSeq and is a predicted model, not a curated record. NCBI's taxonomy places the organism in Eukaryota, Metazoa, Echinodermata, Crinoidea, Comatulida, Comatulidae.
CCUCACACCAUGGUCUACUGAAAAUACACAAGUUGCUUAGCGAGCGUGCUUCCGGGUUGAAAGUCCACCAGUAAAAGACAGAAACUUCUACUUUCUUCACAAAAAUAGGUGUGUAUUAUUAUAUGUGAAAAUGCGACAAUUAUUUGAUGUGCAACGUCAGAAUUUUUGGACUGAAUCCAUUCACAAGGAAGCAUAUACCAGGUUAGCAUGGCACGAGAAAUAUAGCAAAGAAUUCGCUCGAGAGUCCAGACAGGGACAACAAGGUGUAGCCCGCAAACGCAGGCCGAAUAUGGUACCAAAGGUACAUGCAAUUCCUGAACUAAACACAAAAAAACAAGAUCAAAGAGAGGAAGAGUUAGAUAAGGAGAGGACAACGAAAAAGCCAGAUUUGGCAGCAUUGGCUGCAAAUGAUCCUGAUGCGUUGUUAGUGGAGAUGAGACCUGUUACAAGGGGAAUCCGCGACCAGUUGUACAAAGGAUUCAGCAAAGAAGGCACUGGACGGUACGCAUAUUUGCAAAUAAGAAAAUUGAAGAAACCAGAGGACAAAUAUGAAUUCCCUAUUACAAGUUCAUGGGAGUAUGGAUGGAAGCUGGAUGAUGUGGUCAAAGAAUUCCGUGCACCAGAAUGGGGCAGAUCAAGAAUUGUAAAGGAUUCUUUCUACAGACGAAAUGGCAUAUUUUCAUAAGGUCUUCUAGGACACAGUGGAUCUACUUCAUUUUUUAAAUCAUGGAGCAAUGCGAACAAAUUUGUAUAAAAUUCUUUAAAACCAAUUUUCCAGCAAAACGUUGUCAUUUUUAUAUUUGGGAAGUAAUUCCGAACAUUUAACAACAUGUAUAACAAUAUAGCACAAAUUAUGCUUACAUCAGUUGAACAAAAUACGAAAAAAAAGAAGACAUUUCAAAAUCAAGUACCAAGAGUAACUGGAAUUAUUUUAAUUAUCAGAGAGAGUACUAGUAGCAUUAGUAAAUUAUGUUGUCGAUUUGUGUUUUCUAGAUUAAGAGUAGUUUAGUAUUCGCCAUCACCUUGAUAAAUAAUUCUUUAAACUCAUUAAUUAUAUACCGUACUUCAACUGAAUUAUGUUAAUUUAUUCAUUUAACAAUUUUUAACCAAAGAGUAUUCCAAUGUGUAUAUGUCAGUACAGGUAUUAUGUACACUGAUAUUUCUGAGCUUUACGAAUAACUUUUAUAACCAAAUAUUAUAAUGUGUUUGUUGUGUUUGAAAUUGUACUCAUUAAUAAACGUCAAGUAACUAA